GGAAGGUUCCUACACCUGAAAAAGCAGACUACCCAAAAACCACAUCCAUGAGUGUGCUAUCGAGCCAUUUCUUGAGGACUUUCAUGAAGCUCACACAAAUGUAUCCCACGUCGAAUCCAUCCACUCGCUACUUCGUCCGCUACUUGACCUGUGUAGAUGAAAUAAUAUUGCGCAUAUCAAGCCGUAACAAUGCUAGACUAACGAUUAGUUCAUGUGCCGGCAGGCAUGAACCGCUCCUAAAAAAUAUCUCAUUCAAUGCUGAGUUAUUGUCCAAUGCCUUUAAUGCUAGCAGCAAAGUUUCAAUAUACUCUCGUAAAAAUAUUUUUAUGGAUUUCUUGAUUGAAAUAGAAAAAUUGGAAAUUCAAUCUAUUCAGUAUAUGUGUGGAUUAAAAUCUAUG
Molecule: messenger RNA, 398 nt
Organism: Funneliformis geosporum
Lineage: Eukaryota; Fungi; Glomeromycota; Glomeromycetes; Glomerales; Glomeraceae
Source: the annotation of a GenBank genome assembly